Molecule: messenger RNA, 621 nt
Organism: Chaetura pelagica (chimney swift)
Lineage: Eukaryota; Metazoa; Chordata; Aves; Apodiformes; Apodidae
Gene: CDX1
Product: caudal type homeobox 1
Exons: 3
Biological process (GO): embryo development; cell differentiation; anterior/posterior axis specification
Cellular component (GO): nucleus
Molecular function (GO): RNA polymerase II transcription regulatory region sequence-specific DNA binding; DNA-binding transcription factor activity, RNA polymerase II-specific
Source: RefSeq, a predicted model, not a curated record
CACCCGGGCCGCCCCGGGGCAGCCGGGGGCUCCCCCUACCCCCCAGCCAAGGAGGACUGGCAUUCCUACGGGACCGCCGCCGCACCUUCCACCGCCAGCCCGGGGCAGUUCGGGUUCAGCCCCCCAGAUUUUAACUCCAUCCAGCCGCCAGGCUCGGGACUCCUGCCUCCCCCCAUCAGCAGCUCUGUCCCCCAGCUCUCCCCGAACGCCCAGAGACGGACCCCGUACGACUGGAUGAGGCGCAGCAUUCCCAGCACCAGCAGCAGCGGCAAGACCAGGACGAAAGACAAGUACCGGGUGGUGUACACAGACCACCAGCGCCUGGAGCUGGAGAAGGAGUUUCACUACAGCCGCUACAUCACCAUCCGCCGCAAGGCCGAGCUGGCUGGUGCCCUCGGGCUCACUGAAAGGCAGGUGAAAAUCUGGUUUCAAAAUCGGAGGGCAAAGGAGAGGAAGGUGAACAAGAAGAAGAUGCAGCAGCAGAGCCAGCCCACCAGCACCACCACUCCCACCCCACCAGCCGUCGGCACGCCGGGACCCAUUGGAGGCCUCUGCACCAGCAGUGCCCCCAACCUCGUCUCCUCAUCUCCGCUGACAAUCAAGGAGGAAUUCAUGCCUUAA